Rhea pennata is the source of this 1523-nucleotide messenger RNA. Its product is annotated as cytochrome b5. Gene Ontology annotation, cellular component: endoplasmic reticulum membrane; intracellular membrane-bounded organelle. Bases 58 to 474 code for a protein of 138 amino acids. The transcript has 5 exons. Gene Ontology annotation, molecular function: heme binding. The record is from RefSeq and is a predicted model, not a curated record. Lineage: Eukaryota; Metazoa; Chordata; Aves; Rheiformes; Rheidae.
GGGUGACCGUAGUCGGGGCCGGAGCGGCGGGUGGUUCGGCUCGGGCGGUGCGGGGACAUGGUGGGGUCCGAGGAGGCCGGGAGCGAGCCGUGGCGGGGCCGCUACUACCGGCUGGAGGAGGUGCAGAAGCACAACAACAGCCAGAGCACCUGGUUCAUCCUGCAUAACCGCAUCUACGACGUCACCAAGUUCCUGGAGGAGCACCCAGGAGGUGAAGAGGUCCUCAGGGAGCAAGCUGGAGGAGAUGCUACUGAGAACUUUGAAGAUGUUGGCCACUCCACAGAUGCAAGGGCACUAUCAGAGACAUUUAUUGUUGGAGAGCUUCAUCCAGAUGAUAGAGGGAAGCUUCAGAAACCAACAGAAACUCUUAUUACCACUGAGCAGUCUGAUUCCAGUUCAUGGUCCAACUGGGUGAUCCCAGCAAUCGCAGCUAUUAUUGCAGCCCUAAUGUAUCGUUCCUACAUGUCAGAGUAAACGCCUUAUGGAAAAUUAAUGCAAGAAGAGACUGACUUGGGAAAGAAUAUAAGCAAGCCUAACCCACUAUGUUUCUGACAAGCCUGAUGUCUGAAGAAAAAUUCAACUUUUUCAGAAAACUGAACAAUUCUUUUCUGCUGCGCACUUUUCUGAAUGUUGCUGUCUUAUUUGCAGUUCUUAAGUGAUUAAAAAGGCAGCAUUUCUUUUUGUAUAACAAUUUUAUUUUCUAAUGAAUUAUUUGAUAACUGUAUUCAUUUCUGUGCUAGAAUAUUUUGUAGGUGACACUAUGAUUCUGGUUAUUUCUUUUUAAUUUGUAAAAUAGGUUUGUAGGACUUCUCUUGCAUAUGAAUUUUACAGCUUUAAAUGACUACCAAAACUUUAUGUACAUUCAUCCAUGUACACAACUUCACUUAACUUCAAAAUUGUUUUCUUCAAUAUAGUAUGUUUGAAUUAAAUGCUAAUUAAAAAAAGCAGAAUGGAGAAAGCUGAGUGGGGUAAUAGGUAUAGACAGCUGUCUGUAAGUGGUUAUUAGGCCCUACCAACUGGGCUAUAAUGAGCUAUAAUCUUGCUUCCUAACGUCUAUUCCUACAGCUGGUAUAGGUCUUCCUACUGGCAAACUGCUACCUUUUGAGGAAACAAGCAAAAUAUUAAUAAUUGGUCCCAGUGUUCAGCCCAGUUUUGGCCUAAUGAUGUCUAUUUUGUGAGCAGUAACCGUUUUACAAAAAUAGAAAACAAGUGCUUUGUGAAUUCCACUACAGAUAAUGUAACUACUACUAAAUAAUACUGUUCUUGCCAAGCACUUCAGGUGACUCUAGAACUUGUUUGGGAACAUUUUGACUUGUAUGAGAUCUUCAAUUUUGUCAUGGUACCUUGUAAGGAAAAAAUGAUAUAUGGGAAUCUCUUUCUGACUGUUCUAUGAUGUGCUCCUUGGUGCUUCACUAUGAAGAGAUGACUGUUUUCACUGCUAAAUACAAGAUAAAAUUUUGCAUUUUGUGGUGAGCAUUUUUUAGCCAUAUGUAAAUGAUCAUGAAUAAAAGUUUAAUUACUUA